Messenger RNA from Eriocheir sinensis (Chinese mitten crab), 3249 nucleotides. RefSeq lists its product as uncharacterized. The transcript is spliced from 2 exons. The coding region runs from base 59 to 1330 and encodes 423 amino acids. Lineage: Eukaryota; Metazoa; Arthropoda; Malacostraca; Decapoda; Varunidae. The record is from RefSeq and is a predicted model, not a curated record.
CCCUCACACACACACACACACACACACACACACACACAAACCUUACGUAGAAUAGAUCAUGAAGAAGACAUCGUUCCCUCGCCUCCUGCCCCAGGGGAACGUCCUCCCAUUCCUGCUACUGCUGGUGGGCGCGUUGAGCCAUGCAAAGGAUGUGGACGCCUCGGAAACCAAGAACUGCACCGAGGCCGACACAGUGCUGACGGAAGGGGACGUUCGUAUCACGGCCAACAUAUCGAAGGACGACGAAAAAACGCUGUUGUAUCAGGUCGUGUACAUGCAACCUGAGGAAGGCUUUGAGGGAAUAGGUGUUCAAGUUGUCACGGGCAAUGAGUUUGGGCAGGAGAAGGUGGCCGCAUGGUUCUCCAAGGACAGCCUUUUCGCCGCCGACAACACCGCAAGGUGGUGGGAGUUGUAUGUGCCUGUGCAACGCUUCAAAAACUAUAUAAAGUUCACUGUAGUUCUUGGUGACAGUAAGAAAGUGUGUGUCACUUGGGUCACCUCUGACAACCUACGGAGUCUGGAAGUAGUUGGUUACGGCCCCUCAAGAUGGAAGGCCGCCGCCCCACGACCUGGCUGUCUUUGCGUGGGGAAUAACCAAUCACUGCCCUCCCCAAAAUCUGAACCCAACUGCUCUGAGCCCCGACUCAUUCUCGGGGCUACAACAUCACCACCACCAACGAGUAUGUCAACAGCGGUGGAGCCGGCGUGGUCAGCGGACUUGGCUGCGGUGGUGGGUGCAGUGGCUGGGGUGUUGGCUGUGGUGGUGGUGGUGGUGGUGUGCUGGAGAAAACGGCGACGCUCAACGGAUGAAAAUGCCGCGCCGGCAGCCCCGAGUGACCAGCGGGAGACGACCAUCAAUGACAACAGCCGGUACCAGCCCUCCGAAGCCUGCAGGGAUGGGGCCUCCGCCGGGGUAUCCACGGAGAGGAUCCAAGUUAUUGAAAACAGCCUGUACGAGCCCUUCGAACCAUACAGGAACAAGGCCGCCGCCGGGAUACCCAAAGAGGGGAUCCAAGUUAUUGAAAACAGCCUGUACGAGCCAUUCGAACCAUACAGGAACAAGGCCGCCGCCGGGAUACCCAAAGAGGGGAUCCAUGUUAUUGAAAACAGCCUGUACGAGCCAUUCGAAGCCUGCAGGGACGGGGCCGCCGCCGGGAUACCCAAAGAGGGGAUCCAUGUUAUUGAAAACAGCCUGUACGAGCCAUUCGAAGCCUGCAGGGACGGGGCCGCCGCCGGGACACCCAAAGAGGGGAUCCAUGUUAUUGAAAACAGCCUGUACGAGCCCUUCGAAGCCUGCAGGGACGGGGCCGCCGCCGGGACACGGAGAUAAACAUCGCACGCUAUGGACGAAAGCCUCGACGAGCCCCUGAAAGCCUGCAGGUACGGGACGGCCGCUGGUGUUGUGUAUGUAGUUGUCCCUUGUGAGGAGCUGUCCCCGCUUCGUUUACAUGCAAAAGGCGGACCGUUAUAUACUAGGAUCCGUGCACGUAGCUGGUCGCCUGUAUAUGGAUGUCCCACCAGUGUUUGCAAGCACGGGAGGGCAUAUUGUUUAAUUCAUGAAUCCAAUACAUCGCUCUGUUUCGUAAUAGGUGAAGUGAAGCGCCAUGAAAAAGCCUUUAUGAGGUGAUUCAGGGGUAACUUUACGGGAAGCAGCAUCUUGCAAAUUUCAAAAUAAAAACUAUCUUGCUGUGCAAAUGAUUAUUGUUUGGGGCAGAUUACAUUCUUUUCUCUGGGUGGUUAGGGUCCAUCUCUUGCCCACAGGACAUUUCCGAACGAAACUGAACACCUCAUAUAUCAUCCACGGCUGUUACUCAGGCUGGCUGGCUCUUCUCAAGAUCCGAAAGUUUACUGCUUGCGAGACUUUUUUGACUUGAAAUAAACUCACCCUUUGUCAUGCCACAGUCCUUGUCUCCUCAGACUUCUCAUUUGGUUGCUUGCAAGGUUUGGUGGAUAUUGUCAAUUCUGCAAAAGAUUCUGUAAAGGGCCUCUUUCAUCCCUAAAUUUGUUCAGUCUUUCCCGUAAAUCUGCGGCCAUGUUAUCGGGGAACGCCUACGCACAACACUGUAUAUCAAUAAGUCUUUUUUGGAAACAUUAGGUUUUGAGCAUGCGCAGUUCAGGCGAGGACAGCUUCAAACAAGGGGGCAGAUACGUACACAACACCGAGGCACCGAGGUGAACAACGCCCGUUGUGAACGACAGCCUUUAGAACCCCCUUGAGGCCUGCAGGGACGGGGCCGCCGCCGGGGCACCGAGGUGAACAACGCCCGUUGUGGACGACAGCCGCCUCGACGAGACAAUUGAAGGUUGCAGCAGCGCGAAGAGGACACAUAAACUGAGUGUCUGGCUAAACAGGCGCUGCCGCCUCCGCCAGUCAGUGAAAGCCAUCUCUACAAACUAUCUCCGACUGUCACGAGAGUCGGCGGAGCUGCCAGUCAGAGAAAACUGUUUGCAGGAAUAUUUGACUGACCACACGACUAACAGCUUUCGCCUCUGCCAGUCAGUGAACACAGCCACUACAGCAGUAACUGUUUACUGCCUACACACACACACACACACACACACACACACACACUCUGCCAGUCAGUGAACACAGCCACUACAGCAGUAACUGUUUACUGCCCACACACACACACACACACACACACACACACACUGCCAGCCAGUGAACACAGCUUAUGCACAUUAUACAGAGACUGUAUUGACUGAUUAUAUAACACACGUGUACAAAUGAAUACAUUUACUAAAUCUUGAUUAACCUAACAUAAUAAUCUUGCGGACUUAUAUCAUGAGAGUUUACUUGUUCUUUUUAAGUUCAUGCAAUCCAAAGCUGUUUUCCAAUGAUUAUGUCACAGAUUACUAGGUUCCUAAGAUAGCAAGAACAGACACUAAACAGAUACUGGAAACACCUGCCCGUCAGAGGAGUGAUUGGGACAUCCGCGUUUGUUUCCGCUCACGCUUGUCAUCUUCUCCUGAUCUGUGUGUGUAACAACAAUGAUAGUAGUAGCAGUAGUAGUAGUAGUAGUAGGGAGCUUAGGGUCAAAGGAGCUGCCUCGUACAGGCCUACCGGCCUCUUGCAGACUCCUGCGUUCUUAUGUUCUUAUGUUCUUAUGUUCUUAUGUAGUAGUAGUAGUAGCAGUAGUAGUAGUAGCAGUAGUAGUAGUAGUACUAGUAGUAGUAGUAGAAGUAGUAGUAGUAGUAGUAGUUUUAUCAUUAUUAUCAUUAUUGUACUUUUUAUUCUUUAAUUUAAUA